Messenger RNA from Nannospalax galili (Upper Galilee mountains blind mole rat), 1839 nucleotides. It is a transcript of the gene Prss56, whose product is annotated as serine protease 56. NCBI's taxonomy places the organism in Eukaryota, Metazoa, Chordata, Mammalia, Rodentia, Spalacidae. Gene Ontology annotation, biological process: proteolysis. Gene Ontology annotation, molecular function: serine-type endopeptidase activity. The record is from RefSeq and is a predicted model, not a curated record. The transcript is spliced from 14 exons.
AUGUUGCUGGCUGUGUUGCUGCUGCUGCUGCUGCCCCUCCCAGACCCCUGGACUGCCCACAGGCAUCCACUGUACAUGCACCUGUCCCCCAGCACCCUGCAAAUUCUGUCUGCCCAGGGUACUCAGGUGGUGCAGGCUGCCCAGAGGAGUCCCCGGUGGGCCAUAAAGCAGGUGUCAAUGGAGAUUCAGCACAGACUGCAUGAGUGCCAGGGACCCGGAUGCCUCAGGACUCAAGCCCCUCUCCUCCAAGACCCAACUGAGCCAGGGCCAUGUGGCAAGAGGCGCCCGGGCUCUGCCAACGUGACCAGGACUCAUGGCCGCAUAGUGGGGGGCAGCGCGGCUCCAUCCGGGGCCUGGCCCUGGCUAGUGCGGCUGCAGCUUGGGGAACAGCCUCUGUGCAGCGGCGUGCUGGUAGCGGCGUCCUGGGUGCUCACCGCGGCGCACUGCUUCGCUGGCAUCUCGAAUGAGCUUCUGUGGACUGUGACACUGGCUGAGGGAUCACAGCGGGACCAAGCAGAGGAGGUGCCGGUGAACCGCAUCUUGCCCCACCCUAAGUUUGACCCGCAGACCUUCCACAAUGGCCUGGCUCUGGUGCAACUGUGGACUCCAGUGAGCCCAAUGGGACCUGCGCGCCCCGUGUGCCUACCCCAGGGGCCUCAAGAGCCUCCCGCCGGCACUCCCUGCGCCAUCGCGGGCUGGGGGGCCCUCUUCGAAGAUGGGCCUGAGUCUGAGACGGUGAGGGAGGCCCGGGUUCCUCUGCUCAGCGCGGACACCUGUCAAAAGGCCCUGGGACCUGGGCUGCGUCCCAGCACCAUGCUCUGCGCUGGUUACCUGGCAGGGGGCAUCGACUCGUGCCAGGGUGAUUCAGGAGGCCCACUAACUUGCUCUGAGCCCGGCUCGCACCCCAGAGAAGUCCUCUUUGGAAUCACCUCAUGGGGGGAUGGCUGUGGGGAACCAGGGAAGCCUGGGGUCUACCCUCGCGUGGUCGUGUUCAAAGAUUGGCUGCAGGAGCAGAUGACUGCGGCCCCCUCCACUCGCGAGCCCAGCUGCAGAGAACUUCUAACUUGGGACUCGACGGAGGACCUUCCAGAGGACACCGACUGGCUCUAUGCGCGCCUGUGCCGGGGGUCCGAGCGCACCUGUGCACGCAUAGCGCCGGAGCAGUGCCUGCAGCGCCGGAGGCGGUGCGAGCUGCGCUCGCUGGUGCGCAAGCUGCUGGACCUGCUGCGGGUAGCGCAGGAGCUGUUCGGACCGCGCCCCUGGUUGUGGCGUCGGGUCCCUGCCCCAGCUCACCCUGCUCGGUCCCUCCGGGACCCUCUGGGGCACCCUACCCGGGAGCAGCGGCUGUACAUAGGAUCGCCGGUUGCAGCAACGCGGUUCCUGAAGUCAGAGCUGCGCUGGCAAACGAAGGAAUGCCCUGGGCUGGAGACCCUGCAACAGAAGUUGUCCACCAUGCAGGGAGCACAUGCCUGGAUCCUACAGAUCCCAGCAGAGCGCUUGGCCAUGAACUUUCAUGAGGUGCUGGCAGAUCUGAGCUCCAAGACACUGACAGGCCUCUUCAGAGCCUGGGUGAGUGUUGGCUUGGGGAGCCAGUGAGUGGCCUUCAGUGGCCUGGUGGGCCUCGAGCCUUCUACACUGGCCCACAGUCUACCCCGGCUGCUGGUGCAGGCCCUGCAGGCCUUCCGCUCUGCUGCCCUGACAGGAGGAGAGCCACAGGGACUGUGGAUGGGUGUGGAGCAGAGCCAGGGGAUGGAGAAAAAGGAGCACCACUCUCCACUCAGUCCUCAUGCUCCCCGAGCCAGACAGCCACAGGAAGGUCCCACUGCCCCCAGGGGCUAA